AAUCCAUUUUGCCGCGAAAGUGUUACGUGUAAGAAUGGCGGGCUCCCCAUUGGUCGACAGCGGAGCCCGGCUGGAGGCGGAGCCAGCCGCUUGUCAUUGGGCCCGAGAGCUGUCAGUUAAAGGCCAGACUAGUCGAGUCCGCGGCGGAGCGGUUGGUUGGAAACGGGUUAACUCGCUUAACGUUGUCCUCGAAAUCCCUCGUCUCGAUCGACGUUUGUUCAUUAAACUAUGCACGAUACUAAAAUGUGCGAUUGUUAAUAGGUCAAGUCUACAUUCUGUGGCAACCAUCGGAUCGGUAUCGCUCAGUGUUGGGAUUGGCCUAGGCCCUGACAUCUCCCCGCCCCCCAGACCUCCUCAUCGAGUGCAGAACCCGACCAGAAGAUCGGGAAAAUGGCGCAAGCAAUAUUCGAGGUGCUCGAAGGCAUGGACAACCAGACGGUGCUGGCGGUCCAGUCUCUCCUUGACGGCCAGGGAGGUGUGUCCGACCCCAACAACCAGAACGUCUCGGGGCCACCCGUCAUCCAGUCCAUGGAUGACGAGGACGUCUUCCUGUGUGGGAAGUGCAAGAAGCAGUUCAACUCGCUGCCCGCCUUCAUGACCCACAAGAGGGAGCAGUGCCAGCCGGCCGGGCCCUCGCUCUCCACCGUGUCCCUGGCCUCCAACGCCUACCCCCCCGGCCCCCCCGUCAGCAGCGGGCCCCAGCCCCCCUCCAACCGCCAGGUGUCCACCUACAUCGCGGUUCCCCCGUCGCCCCUGACCCACACCCUGGUGCAGGGCAACGUGCUGGUCAGCGACGACGUGCUGCUGUCCGCCAUCUCGGCCUUCACCUCCAUCGAGCAGCCGAUGGCAGCCAUGCCCGCACCUGUACAGAGUAACGUGAGCAUGCACGCGGCCGGCGUGUCGUACCUCCAGCACCACCACCAUCACCACCAUCACCACGGCAACCACCACCACCUCCCCCACCACCCCCACCCCCACCCCCAGACGCAGCAGCAGCAGCAGCAGCAGAGUCACGCCCUGCCGCCCAGCCAGCCGUCCCAGCAGGCCCUCUCCCUGCAGGUCCCCGCCUGCCACGCCCACAACGCGGUGCAGGUGCAGGUGUACAGCACGCUGCCCCCGCUGGCCGGGGGUGGCGGUGCGGAGAUACACGCUCUGGGCCUGCAGCCGUUCCAGUCGGUCCAGGUGCCCAGCCAGUGUGUGGGCAGCCAGUCGUUCCCCGCCGCCCCCGUCUACAGCCCGGGGAAGCAGGGCAGCAAGGCGGCGGCCUGCAGCGUGACCUCCAGCCUCCCCGACCUGGACCUGCUGGCCAAGAGGCCCCGCAGCACCAAGAAGACCCCCGAGCCAGCGGGCACCGCAGACCAGCUGAAAGGAAAAGGGCACAAACUGAAGUGCAACUUCUGCGACAAAAUCUUCGCCAAGAACUUUGACCUCCAGCAACACAUCAGAAGCCACACCGGAGAGAAGCCCUUCCAGUGCAUCGUGUGUGGGCGCGCCUUCGCCCAGAAGUCCAACGUCAAGAAGCACAUGCAGACACACAAGGUGUGGCCACUGGGCAUGGACGCCUCGGUGUCUCGGCAGCCAAUCACAGUCAAGGUGGUGCCGGUGUCGACCAAUGAGGAGGUGGAGGGUGUGGAGAAGCAGCAGCAGCAGCAGGAAGAGGAGCAGUCGGAGCAGCAGAACAGCCAAUCACAGAUGGAGGAGGAGGAAGAGGAGGAGGAGGAACAGAGCAGAACAGAACCUAUCGGGCAAAGGUCGGAGGUCAACGCGACGAGCGACCCCGUGGACUCGAGGACGACGGAGACCUCGGAUUGCGGAUGUGGCCCGCCCCCUCCGGUGGCCCCGCCCCCUCUGGCCCCGCCGCCCUCGCCCCCCCGGACCAAGCAGCCGUGCGGUGAGCCGGCGGGCCCCCAGCAGGUGGUGGUGAUCGACCGCUCGUACCAGUGCCAGUUCUGCAGCAGCACCUUCACCAGCUACUUCCAGCUCAAGUCCCACCGCACCCAGCACAAGGAGGAGCAGGUGUACAGGUGUGUGCUGAAGACGUGCCUCCAGACCUUCAACCAGCUGGACUCGUACCUGGAGCACAUCCGCUCCCACCAGGAGCAGCUCACCUACCGCUGCCAUCUGUGCAGCAAGAUGUUCCCGUCGCUGUUCGAGCUGGGCGUGCACCAGUACUCCCACUGCUUCUGCCCACAGCAGGGCUCCCGCAAGGAGACGCCCGUCUACAGAUGUAUGAAGUGCCAGACCAAGUAUUCCACCCAGGCCGGCCUGGAGCAACACCUGAUGACCGCCACACACAGCUUCCCCUGCCCCCAGUGUCCCAAGGUGUUCCCCAGCGAGCGUUACUUCCGCCGCCACCUGCCCACCCACGGCCUCGGGGGGGCCUUCAGGUGCCCCACCUGCAGGAAGACCUUCAAGACGGAGCACUACCUCAAGCUGCACAUCCGCAUACACACAGGGGAGAAGCCCUUCAGCUGCACGCUGUGCCAGACGUCCUUCAACAGGAAGGACAAGCUCAAGAGACACAUGCUGAUCCACGAGCCCUUCAAGAAGUACAAGUGUCCCUUCAGGACGCACGUGGGCUGCACCAAAGAGUUCAACCGACCGGACAAGCUGAAGGCCCACAUCCUGUCCCACUCCGGCAUCAAGGCCUACAAGUGUCUGUUCUGCCAGAAGAAGUUCAGCCGGCGGGCCCACCUGCUGGAGCACCAGCAGUCGCACACCGACAACUACCGCUACCGCUGCCUGACCUGCCGCAAGGGCUUCACCCGCAGCAACUACUACCGCGCCCAUGUCUGCCCCGCCUCCGGCCCCGCCCCGGGGAGGGGCCCCCCGGGGAGGGGCCGGAGGCGGGGCCGGCCCAGGAGGGGGGGCGCCGACGCCGACGACGAAGAGGGCGGGAGCGACAAAGACAGCGGCAGUGAGGAGGAGGGCAGCAGUGAGGAAGAGGGCGGCAGCGACGAAGGGGGGCCGGGGGCCGACGGCGAGGAAAAGGGACCCCCGCAGCCGAGUAACGAGGAGGAGAAGGAUGAAGACGAGGAGGAGGAGGAGGGGGGGGUGACUAUAGAGAAGGGAGAAAAUGAGGAGGAAGAGGAUGAGGGUUCGAAGGGUGAUGAAGAGUCGGAGAUGGAAGGGGGCGGGGAGGAAGAGGAGGAGAACUUAGCGGAGGAGGAGGAGGAGGCGAGAGACGAUGUCCCCCAGGACGCCAUGCGGGCGCGGACAAAGGGAGGGGCGGGGCUCGGGGCGACGCCCGGUGAUGACACCGUCAGCUUCCAGCAGCUCUGUAUGUGACACGUGAACUUUGACCCCUUUUCUCUACCGGGAUCAUCUGCUGAGCAAGAUGUCUGAGAUAUAAGCUCCCCGGCUGAAUUUGUUUUAAAUUAAAACGCUUUUAUUGAAUUAAUUAAAGUUUAAUUAUUCUCUUCAAUUGAUGGUCUUUAACUAAGACCCACACAGAUCCAUAUGUUGCUAAAACAUGAUCUUUCAUCAUCUAAUAUCUCACCAGGCGCUUAUGAACGUUUUAGUAUAACCUUGUAAAGGGCUCUGAUUUUACCACCAGGUGUGAUGUUGACGAGCCAUUACAAAACCAUUUAAAAAAAUAAAACAUUCGUGAAAUCA
Molecule: messenger RNA, 3615 nt
Organism: Gadus morhua (Atlantic cod)
Lineage: Eukaryota; Metazoa; Chordata; Actinopteri; Gadiformes; Gadidae
Gene: znf341
Product: zinc finger protein 341
Exons: 16
Coding region: 391-3288 (965 amino acids)
Biological process (GO): regulation of transcription by RNA polymerase II
Molecular function (GO): DNA-binding transcription factor activity; RNA polymerase II cis-regulatory region sequence-specific DNA binding
Source: RefSeq, a predicted model, not a curated record